This is a messenger RNA of Mauremys reevesii (Reeves's turtle), 486 nucleotides long. Its product is annotated as kinesin-like protein KIF17. The record is from RefSeq and is a predicted model, not a curated record. Gene Ontology annotation, biological process: microtubule-based movement. Bases 144 to 461 code for a protein of 105 amino acids. Gene Ontology annotation, molecular function: ATP binding; microtubule motor activity; microtubule binding. NCBI's taxonomy places the organism in Eukaryota, Metazoa, Chordata, Testudines, Geoemydidae. The transcript has 2 exons.
CCACCAAAAUUAACCUCUCUCUCUCAGCUCUGGGCAAUGUCAUCUCAGCCCUGGUAGAUGGCAGGUGCAAACACAUCCCCUAUCGAGACUCAAAGCUGACCCGGUUGCUGCAGGACUCCCUUGGAGGAAACACCAAGACCCUCAUGGUGGCCUGCCUGUCUCCUGCUGAUAACAACUACAACGAGAGCCUCAGCACUUUGCGCUACGCCAACCGGGCAAAGAACAUCAAGAACAAGCCCCGUAUCAAUGAGGAUCCCAAAGAUGCUCUGCUGAGGGAGUAUCAGGAGGAGAUCAGGAAGCUGAAGGCCAUUUUGGCUGAACAGAUGAACACAAAUAACUUGUCAGGUCUGUUACCUGCUGAGACUGCUCAGCUGGAAGUGAAGCCAGCUCUCCUACCUGAACCCCAGCCAGAUGUCGAGGCAGAGAAGCAGCUGAUCAGAGAAGUAAGCCAGGGAGCGUGACCCCCAAGUUACUUCCUGCUGGGGG